Messenger RNA from Pogoniulus pusillus (Red-fronted tinkerbird), 3330 nucleotides. RefSeq names its product engulfment and cell motility 3 (gene ELMO3). Bases 160 to 2481 code for a protein of 773 amino acids. The transcript has 20 exons. The record is from RefSeq and is a predicted model, not a curated record. Lineage: Eukaryota; Metazoa; Chordata; Aves; Piciformes; Lybiidae. Gene Ontology annotation, biological process: actin filament organization; cell motility.
GUGAGGGGGCCGGGCCUGCUUGGGGCUGUGGCCGCCAGCGACACCGGUGCCGGUAGUGGCAGCAAGGCCCCAAGACCGGCAGCGGGGCCUCUCGGGAAGCGGCGGCAGCAACCCAGAACUGCGGGGCCGGAGCGGCGGCGCGGCGUGGGCGCGGGAGGCAUGCCGCCGCCCACGGACGUGGUGAAGAUCGCGAUCCAGAUGGUGGGAGCCAUCCCGCAGCUCAUCGAGCUGCACCAGACCAAGCCCCUGGCCUCGGUGCUCAAGGACGUCUGCGACGCGUGGAGCCUGCCCAACGCCGAGCGCUACGCCCUGCAGUACGCGGACGGGCGGCAGACCUACAUCACCGAGACGAACCGCAGGGAGAUUAAGAACGGAAGCAUUCUGCGGCUGACCACCUCCCCGGGCCAAGAAGCAGAGCAGUUGUACAGCAAGAUCCAGAGCAACAACCUGGAUGUGAAGGCAGACUCGCUGAAGAAGCUUGCAAGCCUCUCCCAGGACAUUACCUUUGCUCAGGAGUUUAUCAACAGGAAUGGCUUGAAACAGAUCUUCUCUAUUGUGGAAGAAGGCAAGGAUACAGGUGAGAUACUGGCUCACACCCUCAAGGCCUUCAUGGAGCUGAUGGAGCAUGAUUUUGUUUCCUGGGAGACUCUUAGUUCAGCCUUCAUCAAGAAGGUGGUGAGUUAUGCCAACACCAGUGCAGUGGAUGCCUCCAUCCAGCAGCUCUCCCUGUCCAUCCUGGAGAACAUGGUGCCCACCAGUCGCCAUCUCUUUGACCUAGUCAAAAAAGAGGUGACACUGGAUCACCUCCUCACUCACCUGCAGGUGACAAGCACCCAGCUGCAGCUGAAGGCCAUGGCCCUGCUCACUGCACUGCUGCUGGCUGCCACCAACACUGAACGGCGGUGUCACCCCCGAGGCUGCUGGUUCCUUUCUGUCCCCACCUUACCCAGCUUAGCAGGGGGCAGACACACAGGACACUGCAAAGGUAAGAGAGUUCCGGGACAGAGUGGUGUGUGGGGAUGGAGAACCUCUCACAGCCUCUUCCCUUCCCAGGACAUGAUGGAGUAUCUGAGGGAGAAGAACAUCAGGCAAUUUAUCCACAAGAACAUCAUCCACGGCGCGGAGCCGCCGGGGGACGAGAUGGCUCACCACCUGUACGUGCUGCAGGCCGCCGGGCUCGGCCUCUGCGAGCCGCGCAUGAGAGCCUGCAUGGACCCCUGCUCCCAGGAGCAGCGGGAGCAGCUGCAGGCGCUGCGCCUGGCGGCUUUCGAGGCGGACGGCGAGAUCCCGGGAGGCGGCCCCGGCCCCGGCCCCGGCCCCGAGCGGCGCCGCUCGCUCUGCGCGCAGCAGUUCCGCAAGUUGGGCUUCACGAACAACACCAACCCAGAGGAAGAUCUCCGCCGGGCGCCCCCCGGACUGCUGGCCCUGGACUGCAUGGUCUACUUCUCCAGGCACAGCCCCAACGCGUACAGCAGGUUUGUCCUGGAGAACAGCAGACGGGAGGACAGACAUGAGUGUCCCUUCGCCCGGAGCAGCAUCCAGCUCACGCUGAUCCUCUGCGAGCUCCUGCGCCUCGGAGAGCCUUACUCAGAGACUGCUCAGGACUUUUACCCUAUGUUCUUCGGGCAGGAUCACUUCUUUGAAGAGCUCUUCUGCAUUUGCAUCCAGCUGGUGAAUAAGACCUGGAAGGAGAUGAGAGCCACCCAGGAGGACUUUGACAAGGUGCUGCAGGUGGUGCGGGAGCAGAUCAGCAGGACCCUGUCCCUGAAGCCCACCUCGCUGGAGCUGUUCAAGAGCAGAGUGAACACCCUGAGCUACAGCGAGAUCCUGCGGCUGCGGCAGACCGAGCGGCUGCACCAGGAGGAGACGCUGCCUGUGCCUGUGCUGGAGCUGCGCGAGAGGCUGAAGCCUGAGCUCCUGGAGCUGGUCUGCCAGCAGCGCCUCCAGCACCUGUGCCAGGGUACCCUCUUCAGGAAGAUCAGCACCCGCCGAAGGCAGGACAAGCUCUGGUACUGCCGCCUGUCCCCCAACCACAAGGUGCUGCACUAUGGGGACAUGGAGGAGGGGAUGUCUGCCCCCCCCAUCGAGAGCCUGCCUGAGAAAAUUCCUGUGGCAGACAUGAAGAUGCUGCUGGUAGGGAAGGAGUGUCUGCACCCCAAGGAGAAGAGCUCUGGGAAGCAGAACAAGGAUGUCCUGGAGCUGACCUUCUCCAUCGUCUACGACGUGGAGGAGUACUGCCUGCACUUCAUCGCCCCCACCCGCUACGAGUUCUGCCUCUGGACCGACGGGCUGAACGUGCUGCUGGGCAGGGAGAUGAGGAGCGAGCGGGCACAGAGCGACCUCGAUGUCCUGCUCUCCAUGGAGCUCAAGCUGCAGCUUCUGGACCUAGAGAACAUCAGCAUCCCUGACGCUCCCCCUCCCGUCCCAAAGCCCCCCAGCAACUUAGAUUUCUGGUACGACUUCAGCCACGCAGAGGAGUGAGGUCCUCCCUGCGCCCUGUGCCCUGCCUGCACUCCUCAAAACCAACCCUCCAGACUCUGACCCCCAACUCCUGUCUGAAGGGAUGAGCCCAGGCAUUGCCUGCACCUUGGCCAUCCCCGGGGGCACUGCCCACCCUGCUUUGCCCAUGUCCUGCCCUCCUGCCAGAGUGUGGGGCUGAGCCAUGGAACGUCAGGCUCCUGUUGCAGAGGGGUGCAGAGCAAAAUACUCUCCAGACAGCUGAACCCUGCUGUGGUGGCACUGACCCUGUCCAUGGUUGGAAAGUGGAGCAGGACAGAGUUAGAUUGGGCAUCAGCAGGGAGUGGGUGAGGGUGGGGAGAGACUGGCACAGGCUGCUCAGAGAGGUCCUUGAGGCUCGAUCCCUGGAGACAUUCAGGAUCAGCCCUGGGCAGCCUGCUCUGGAUGUAGGUGUCCCUGCUGCCUGCAGGGGGUUGGACAAGAUGCUCUCGGAGGGUCCCUUCCAGCCCAAUGUAAUCUCUGAUCCCUGCAGCCAGAUUUUGAGCAGAGAGGGCAAGGGUGUGGGCAGGGAUGAAAGUAUGGGCAGUCCUGGAACAGCUAGGGGCAGCACUGCUAAGGUGCUGCCUGGCUCUCCCUGCUAGCACAGGGGAUCCUUUCUGGUCAAGAGAGGGUUACAAAGGGCUAAACCACUCCUUUCUGCUGGGUUUGGCAAGGGUGCAGCAUCUCUGGAGCUGCUGUGCCAGCCUGGCCAGGCCCCUGUCUCUCUGCUGUGCUUGCAGGGUGCAAUCCUCCCCCUUGGGCGCCUUCCCUGGCACAGCUCAGCCAUGCUGCUGCACUGCUGCACCUCCACCAGCUACCUCCUCCCCGUGUCCC